UCCAUGGUUUCUGACCUUUUAAAGAGCCUGAUCUCAUCUUACAUAUAUAAGAUUUACAAAGGAAUGUUUACAAAGAAAUUGGGAAAUAGUACAAAAAAGAAAGAGAGUUCUCAGAGCAAAAAGGAACAAGACUUAACCCAGGUCGGACAGACAAAGAAUCCAAAGUUUUCAAAUACUUUGAAAAGCACCGUUAAAAAGAUUGCAAAGUGUCCAUCUGCUCGCAACUUGUCAACUGAAGAAGAGGAAGGUAAUAAAGAAUUUUCACUUUCUCCAACAUUCAGUUACAGAGUUGCUAUUGCCAAUGGACUACAAAAGAGUAUUUUUGUAACAAAAAAUAAUAAGGAAUUAUUUCAAGAUAUCUCUUCAAAUGAUAGUUCAUAUUCUGAGUCAUUAAGUGAAGUAAAGGGUAGCAACAGGAAAAAGGAGUAUUUAUCGCAUACAAUGCCUGUGAGACGCAACAGAAAGAGUUUGAGCAGUCUUGCUCCAUCAGAUGGGAGCUCUGAUGGUGAACGUACUUUGCAUACCCUAAAGCUAGGAGCUUUACGAAAACUAAGGAAAUGGAAAAAGAGCCAAGAGUGUGUCUCAUCGGACUCAGAGCUGAGCACAUGGAAGAAAACAUGGGGACUAAGAAGCAAGUCGUUAGACAGAACUGGUCGUCACCAGAAAUCCAAUGCCCUGGAACCAGGCUUUAGUUCAACUGGGUGUAUUAGUCAGACACAUGAUGUUAUGGAAAUGAUUUUUAAAGAACUUCAGGGAAUCAGUCAAAUUGAAACAGAACUUUCUGAAUUAAGAGGUCACGUAAAUGCUCUGAAACAAUCCAUUGAUGAAAUCUCUAGUAGCGUAGAAGUUGUACAAAGUGAAAUUGAACAGUUGCGAACUGGAUUUGUACAGUCACGAAGGGAAACUCGAGACAUACAUGACUACAUUAAACAAAUAGGCCACCCAGGAAACAAAGCAAGUCUUAGGUUUUUAAACGUGCCUGAAGACAGGUUUGAAAAUAUUGAAAAUGUGGUUUACAGAAUUUUAAUAGAAAGAAUGGGGUUCUCAGAGGCACAAAACAUGAUUAAAAUUGAUUUGGCCCAUAGAUUAGGGCAACAAAGAGACUGUCCCAAUGCAAAGCCUAGACCUAUACUUGUAUACUUCGAAACAGCACAACAGAGAGAUUUAAUUUUAAAAAAAUCUUAUAAACUUAAAGGAACCGGCAUUGGAAUUUCUACAGAUAUCCUUUCCCAUGACAUGAGAGAGAGAAAAGAGAGAGGACUUCCUUCCUCUCAGACAUAUGAAAGUAUGGAUAUGAAACCAGAGCCAAAAACUAAAAAACAUGACUGGGUAUCACCUGAUGACAGUGAUAAAGAGCUGGAAUCUGAUAUAAAUAGGAAUAGUUAUGCAAAGAUAUCAAAAUCAGCAUUUCAGAUAAAAGCAAGCACUGCAAAGGGAAGUGUGAAGUCUCCAAACCCCAGAAUCCACAGUAGGACUAUUGAUGGCAGCACCUUUCCAAAUAAACCAAAUUAUGGUGAAGAGUCACCAGAAUUUGACAAUGUGGAUAAGCAAUCAAAGACCUACUAUUCAGAUAUGCCACCUGUAUGGCAUUCACAGAAUGAUUUUACAACUCCCAAACUUAGCCGUUCGGAGUCGGAUUUUUCAAAAUUGUGUCAGUCUUACUCUGAGGAUUUUUCUGAGAAUCAGUAUUUUAGUAGAACUAAUGGCAGCUCACUAUUGUCUUCCUCAGAUCAAGAGCUUUGGCAGAGAAGGCAAGAUGAAACGUGCAACUGGUACGGUAGCUCACAAGAUCACACUUUUAACCAAGAUAUGCAGCCUUAUCCAGAGCAAAAUGAAGCUGAAAACACUGAAACUGUUGACAGUGGUGUAAGCAAUGGAAUAAUGUGUGUAUCUGGAGAUAGAAGCCAUUAUAGUGAUUCUCAGCUCUCCUUACAUGAUGACCUUUCACCAUGGAAAGACUGGAAUCAGUUGGAUCAAAGCACAGACUUGGGCCUAGAUUCAUCCACACAAGAAGCUUUUGCUUAUGAUAUGAGCACCCCUUCAGACCAACAGAUAGAUUUUGGAAGGUGCCAAAAUUCUGACCUCCAGGAUGACACUGAAAGCUAUGACUUUACCCUUGAUGGUAAUUCUCCAUCAUGUCCUGGCCUCGACAGUGAAACACAAAGUCAGUGGAUCAGCCAAUAUGAUGAUUAUCAGGAAACAAAUUCUAAUUCCCUUUAUCAAAAUCAAAACAGAUUGCCCAUGAUGUAUCGAAGUCAAAGUGAACUACCAAGUGAUGAAUCGGAGGAAGCACCUCCUAAAUCAUGGCAUAGUCGACUAAGUAUAGACCUUUCUGACAAGACAUUCAGCUUUCCUAAAUUUGGAUCUACGCUUCAGCGUGCUAAGUCAGCCCUGGAAGUGGUCUGGAACAAAAGCACACAAAGUUUAAGUGGAUAUGAUGAUAGUGGGUCAUCUUUUAUGGGGAGAUUUAGGACUUUAUCCCAGUCUACUGCUAAUGAAUCAAGCACAACCCUCGAUUCUGAUGUUUAUACAGAGCCUUGUUAUUACAAAGCAGAGGAUGAGGAAGAUUUAAGUGAGCCAGGUGGUGACAAUGAAACAGAUUACGUAGAAGUAAUGGAACAAGUUCUUGCUAAACUAGAAAAUAGAACUAACACAAAUGAAACUGAUGAACAGGUUCAGGAGUAUGAACUUGAACAGUUUUCAUAUGAAACUCCAUAUGCAACACUACAAGAAGAUGAAUAUGACAAGCAGUUUGACCACCUGACCAUCGAAGAUGGGUUGGAACCUGCAGAAGAUAUAGCUGCUGAAACAGAAAUCAGGGAAGAUGAAAAUCAAAAUAUCCCAGUGAUGCCUAUUGAAAUUACAAAGAAAAAGAGAAUACACCCAUCAUUUAAAGAAGCUGCUUUAAAAGCCUACAAGAAGCAAAUGAGUGAGUUGGAAGAGAAGAUCCUUGCUGGAGAUAGCAGUUCUGUGGAUGAAAAGGCUCGAAUAGUAAGUGGAAGUUCUGUGGAUGCUUCCAAGUUUUAUGCAAUCCAGGCAUUUGGCGGGCCUGGCCGUGGACUGUAUGGAAUUGACAGCAUGCCAGACCUGCGUAGAAAGAAAAGUUUUCCCAUCGUUCGAGAUGUGGCUAUGACGCUUGCUGCCCGAAAGUCUGGUAUAUCUCUGGCCAUGGUUAUCCGGACUUCCAUAAACAAUGAAGAAAUGAAAAUGCAUGUUUUCAAAAAGACAUUGCAGGCUUUAAUCUAUCCAAUGUCAUCAACCACUCCUCAUAACUUCGAAGUGUGGACGGCUACAACUCCCACAUACUGUUACGAAUGCGAAGGUCUCCUUUGGGGCAUAGCCAGGCAAGGCAUGAGAUGCACUGAAUGUGGUGUCAAAUGUCAUGAGAAGUGCCAAGACCUCCUAAAUGCUGACUGUUUGCAGAGAGCUGCAGAGAAAAGUUCUAAACAUGGUGCAGAAGAUAAGACCCAGAAUAUUAUUACAGCUAUGAAGGAAAGAAUGAAGAUUAGAGAGAGAAAUAGACCAGAGGUAUUUGAAGUGAUCCAGGAAAUGUUCCAGAUUUCCAAAGAAGAUUUUGUGCAAUACACAAAGGCAGCAAAACAGAGUGUGUUGGAUGGAACAUCCAAGUGGUCAGCAAAAAUAACCAUCACAGUGGUUUGUGCUCAGGGUUUACAAGCUAAGGAUAAAACAGGCUCAAGUGAUCCAUAUGUUACAGUACAAGUUGGCAAAACCAAACGGAGAACUAAAACUAUCUUUGGAAACUUGAAUCCAGUAUGGGAUGAAAAAUUUUAUUUUGAAUGCCAUAAUUCCACAGACAGAAUAAAAGUAAGAGUCUGGGAUGAAGAUGAUGACAUUAAAUCCAGAGUAAAGCAACAUUUCAAAAAGGAAUCAGAUGACUUUCUGGGACAAACAAUCAUUGAAGUGAGAACACUAAGCGGAGAAAUGGAUGUAUGGUACAAUUUAGAAAAACGAACAGAUAAAUCAGCUGUCUCUGGUGCCAUUAGGUUGAAAAUCAACGUUGAAAUAAAAGGAGAGGAGAAAGUUGCUCCAUACCAUGUGCAAUAUACAUAUUUACAUGAGAACUUAUUCCAUUAUUUGACUGAAGUUAAAUCUAAUGGUAGUGUAAAAAUCCCUGAAGUGAGAGGAGAUGAAGCCUGGAAGGUAUACUUUGAUGCUGCUGCACAAGAAAUUGUAGAUGAAUUUGCAAUGCGUUAUGGAAUUGAAUAUAUUUAUCAAGCUAUGACGCACUUUUCAUGUCUGUCUUCUAAAUACAUGUGUUCUGGAGUUCCAGCAGUGAUGAGUACCUUGCUGGCCAACAUAAACGCUUUUUAUGCUCACACUAUUGCUACAACUAAUGUGUCUGCCUCAGAUCGUUUUGCUGCUACCAACUUUGGUAGGGAAAAGUUCAUAAAACUGCUGGAUCAAUUGCACAAUUCACUGAGGAUUGACCUAUCUAAAUACAGGGAUAAUUUUCCUGCCAGCAAUUCUGAAAGGCUUCAGGACCUGAAAUCAACAGUAGACCUGCUAACCAGCAUUACUUUUUUUCGAAUGAAGGUCCUGGAAUUGCAGAGUCCACCUCGAGCCAGUAUGGUGGUUAAAGACUGUGUCAGAGCUUGCUUAGACUCUACCUACAAAUAUAUUUUUGACAACUGCUAUGAACUCUAUUCCCAGCUAAUGGAUCAGGGUAAGAAGCAGGAAGUUCCUCGGGAAGAACAGGGACCAACCACUAAGAAUUUGGAUUUUUGGCCCCAGCUCAUUACUCUGAUGGUUACCAUCAUUGAUGAGGAUAAAACCGCGUACACACCUGUCUUGAACCAGUUCCCUCAGGAGCUGAACAUGGGAAAAGUCAGUGCUGAAAUCAUGUGGACUCUGUUUGCCCAGGAUAUGAAGUAUGCUCUGGAAGAACAUGAAAAGCAGCGGUUAUGCAAGAGCACAGAUUAUAUGAAUUUGCACUUCAAAGUGAAAUGGUUUUAUAAUGAGUAUGUGCGAGAACUCCCUGCCUUACAGGAUGCAGUGCCCGAGUAUUCUCUAUGGUUUGAGCCUUUUGUCAUUCAAUGGUUGGACGAAAAUGAAGAUGUCUCAAUGGAAUUUCUUCAUGGAGCACUGGAAAGAGACAAAAAAGAUGGAUUCCAGCAAACAUCAGAUCAUGCCCUUUUCUCUUGCUCUGUGGUAGAUGUCUUCACACAACUCAAUCAAAGCUUCGAGAUUAUCAAGAAACUGGAGUGCCCUAAUCCUGAAGCACUGUCUCAUUUAAUGAGAAGAUUUGCGAAGACUAUCAACAAAGUGCUCCUUCAGUAUGCUGCAAUUAUUUCAAAUGACUUCAGUUCAUACUGUGAUAAAGACAUUUUGCCCUGUAUCUUGAUGAACAAUAUCCAGCAGUUGCGAGUCCAGCUUGAGAAAAUGUUUGAGUCUAUGGGAGGAAAAGAGCUGGAUCCUGAUGCUAGUGUUGUUCUCAAAGAACUUCAGGUGAAACUCAGUAGCGUACUGGAUGAGCUCAGCAUUGCCUAUGGCGCAAGUUUCCAGCUUGUUGUUGAGGAGUGUGUGAGACAGAUGAGCUUUGAGCUAAAUCAGAUGAGAGGAAAUGGAAACAUAUCGGCCAAUAAGAACAGUGCAGCUAUCGAUGCUGAGAUUGUGCUGCGACCUCUCAUGGAUUUUCUGGACAAAAUUUUAAGUCUCUCUGCAAAAAUCUGUGAGAAGACAGUUCUGAAACGGGUUUUGAAAGAGCUGUGGAAAUCAGUCCUGAACAAAAUAGAAAAACAAAUUGUGCUUCCACCAUUGACAGACCAAACCGGGCCCCAGAUGAUAUUUAGUGCCGCUAAAGAUCUUGGACAGUUGUCGAAGCUGAAGGACCACGUCACUCGAGAGGAAGCUAGAAGUUUGACGUUGAGGCAAUGUGCAAUAAUGGAGGUAGCACUAUCUACAAUUAAGCAAUACUUUCAUGCUGGAGGAAAUGGGCUGAAAAAGAAUUUCUUGGAGAAGAGCCCAGAUCUACAGUCUCUGAGAUAUGCUCUUAGCCUUUAUACACAAACUACUGAUGCCUUGAUAAAGAAAUUUAUAGCAACUCAGACAUCUCAAAGUCAUUCUACCAAUAAUACAGUAGGUGAGAUCUCUGUACAGGUGGAUGUCUUUACACAUCCUGGAACUGGAGAACAUAGAGUCACUGUAAAAGUUGUAGCAAUUAAUAACCUAAACUGGCAAACAACAGCUAUGUUCCGGCCGUUUGUGGAAGUCUGCAUAUUGGGUCCUAACCUGAGUGACAAGAAGAGAAAACAUGGAACCAAGACAAAGAGCAACACCUGGUCACCAAAAUACAAUGAAACAUUCCAGUUCAUUCUGAGUAACGAAGAAGGGCUGAGAGCCUAUGAGCUUCACCUCUCUGUGAAAGAUUACUGCUUUGCCAGGGAAGAUCGCAUUGUAGGAAUGACAGUUAUCCAGCUACAGAAUACUGCAGAGAAAGGUAGCUGCGCAUCCUGGUAUCCUCUAUUGAAAAAUAUCUUCAUGGAUGACACUGGAUUGACAAUCCUUAGAAUACUUUCUCAGAGAACCAAUGAUGAAGUUGCUAAAGAAUUUGUGCGACUUAAAUCAGAAACAAGAUCUACUGAAGAAACUGUCUGAAUCACAAAUAAUGCAAGGGAGAUACUGUCAAGAACAUAGAUACAAUGUUGUCUGAAUAGUGCAUGCAUGUGCAAAUCAGUGGGAAUGUUUAAUUAACUCUGUUUCAGUGUUUGCCAGUACUUACGUACUAUAUUUGCAAGGUGUGUUGAGGCGCUGUACACCUUUAAUACAUAUUUUGGUCUUUGGAAAAGUAAUUGUUACAAUGAAGUGCCAAAACCAAAAUUAUGAGUAAAUUAUUAAUGGUAUAUUUUAAAAAGUUGAGUUCAUCUCAUUGCAACUCCUUCACAUUAAACAUUUACUAAUGAAUGAUUAUUCUUUUGAGUUGAUUAAUUAGUUGUCUCUGUUAAAUUACUGUGAGUUGCUUCUACAUGUCUGAAUUGAGUUUCUUCCCUUAUCAUUACAAAGAAUUUUAUCUAAUUUCGUAAUCAUUUUAUGCUAACCUCAUUUUAGGUAUCUUACCAAUAACUUUUCUAUCAUAACUACAGAUGCAGUUACUUCUAGAAAGUGUUUGUAAUUUUAUAAUUACUGAUAUAAAGUAAUGAUUUUUGCAUACAAACUGAAAAAGGGUGGAAAUAUUUUAUGCUAACCCUUUUCCAAACUUUCAUAAAUAUCACUGUGAAGAAAUACUGUUAACGCAAGUUCUCAAGAAGCUACGCUUAUCAGAGUUUGUUACUGAUGUUAGAUAUCUUGAGAUAACUUUGUUUAUCAAAACUGCCAAGGCAACAUCAUAUUUGUAUAAAAAGGUAAGUUGAUAUCUGUAGAAAAAGACUGCCAUACAGUAGAGUAUACAUGCUUUACAAGAAUUUCAUUUUUUUAAAAUGAUACAGUACUGUAUAAGAGUUAAUAGUUCGGAAUAUGUAAAGCUGGUUUGUAGUUUGUUUCUAGAAAUCAUUUAUGAAAAGUAAUGAUGCUGUUAGCAUUUUCACUCUUAAAGUUAUAAAUGUUGCUUUACAUACUUAGCUGUAAUAUCAGUUAAGUGCUUUAUUUCUUUUGUUUUAGAAAAGUUCAAGUUUGUACUUAUGCAACAUUACUAUGUAUUGCACUGAAGCAAAAUCCAUGUCUUGUAAAUAUUUAGUGAGAAAUUGUAAAAUAAAGUAUAAAAGAAACUGCUACUAGUUUUGCAAUUGACAUUAUUUAUGUGCCUGUAGGCAUAAAUUGCACUUGGAAGCCAAUUGAGUGGGGUGCAGUGUUGCAUUACAAUAUAUCAAAGUAUGGAUAUUAGUAUUUCUAACAUUCCUUAAAUAUUUGCAUCUUUGGUAAAAAUAAGGUUUCAUAUGUGAACAAUACAUGCAAAAUUAUAAUAAAUCAGGCACUUACUUUCUUAAUGCACCCAUACUAUAUAUAAUGUAAUGUUCUGGCACACGCGCACACACAUUUUUCAUUGACUUUGGUUUCAACUAUCUGUUAUUCAGUUAUUGGUUUGGUAUUUUUAUUGUUUGGGGGGGAAAGAACAUAAGAACAUUGGUGGACUUGAUUCCAGUUUGUUGAUGAGGUCUAUGUGACCUCAUGUAGGUAAAUUUUUCCAGAAUUUCCUUGCAAGAGAUUUUCAUGGAUUGUUUCAAUAUUUUUAAAUCUUCUUGGUGAAAACACUCUUUCAGGCACGAAGUAGAGCUCAAAAUUUAGAAAAAAUAUGUAGUCUCUCAAGAAAGUUGGCUGUACUCAACUAAGAUCACGGAGAGUGGGGAAAGGAGCUGACCAUCUAUCAACUGUUACCCUGUUUGUGUCUAUACUUUGCAGAAUAUUUAUUUAGGAAAGAUGUCUUCACUGGUUAGAAAAUCCCAUUUUUUGCCAUCAGCUCAGAAACCCUUUUAGCUAAAGUAUUUCAUAGCAUAAAAUAGCCAUUGAAUGUCAAACAGAGUAUUUAAUUAGAUAGGUUAUUGAAGUCUACUUCAGACAUUUCUGAAGAUUCAAGUAUUAAAACCUACUAAACGUAGGUUGCAGACCCUGGCUGAGAUUUGCAAAGCUGCCUAUGGCGUUUGGAUGCCCUAUUCCCAUUAAAACUAAUCUCACCCACAGAUGUUUUAAAUGUACUCUCUGUACACUAAAACAAGGAGUCUGGUGGCACCUUAAAGAUUUGGGCGUAAGCUUUUAUGGAUAAAAAAAAAUCACCUCUUCAGAUACUACCCUCUGAUAUUCUCUGUACACUGAAAUGCUUGGGGGCAAAUUGAUCCCUGGGGUAGUUCUAUUAAUUUAAUCAAAGAUACACCAGGCUUGAAUUGGGCUUAUAUUGUACAUCCAUUGAAGUAACAUUC
This is a messenger RNA of Gopherus flavomarginatus (Mexican gopher tortoise), 8867 nucleotides long. It is a transcript of the gene UNC13C, whose product is annotated as unc-13 homolog C. The transcript has 32 exons. The record is from RefSeq and is a predicted model, not a curated record. Lineage: Eukaryota; Metazoa; Chordata; Testudines; Testudinidae. The coding region runs from base 4 to 6615 and encodes 2203 amino acids. Gene Ontology annotation, molecular function: phospholipid binding; calmodulin binding; syntaxin-1 binding. Gene Ontology annotation, cellular component: presynaptic active zone cytoplasmic component; terminal bouton; presynaptic membrane. Gene Ontology annotation, biological process: dense core granule priming; presynaptic dense core vesicle exocytosis; synaptic vesicle maturation.